Messenger RNA from Cyphomyrmex costatus, 1446 nucleotides. Its product is annotated as retinoid-inducible serine carboxypeptidase. The record is from RefSeq and is a predicted model, not a curated record. The coding region runs from base 1 to 1446 and encodes 481 amino acids. The transcript is spliced from 9 exons. Gene Ontology annotation, molecular function: serine-type carboxypeptidase activity. Lineage: Eukaryota; Metazoa; Arthropoda; Insecta; Hymenoptera; Formicidae. Gene Ontology annotation, biological process: proteolysis.
AUGGUGUAUUGGAUCGUCGAUUGCGCGCAAACUCGGGCCAUAGAUCGAGACUUUCAGACUUUCCUGGCCAACGGCCGAUUGCCGCAAUUCUUCAGGUCUUUAUUAAUAUUAAAAAAAUUUUUGUCAAAAGGAAGAGAUGGAUUUGGCCCUGGGGAACAAGAAUGGAAUUACGUUCAAGUGCGCCCCAACGCGAAUAUGUUCUGGUGGCUUUACUAUACUACAUCAAAAGUUAAUUCCUAUUACGACAAACCUUUACUCAUCUGGUUGCAAGGAGGACCAGGCGCAUCUUCAACAAGUUAUGGAAAUUUCGAGGAAUUGGGUCCCCUCGAUGUGAAUCUGAAUCCGAGGAAUUACACUUGGGUCAAGAACUAUAAUGUUCUCUUUAUCGACAAUCCUGUUGGUACCGGAUACAGUUACGUGGAAAAUAAUUGGGCAUAUGCGCAGACGAACACGCAAAUUGCAAAGGACCUCGUGGAAUGUAUGCGAGGAUUUUAUAAGGAAUUACCAAACUUUGAAAACGUUCCGACGUAUAUCCUAACUGAAUCGUAUGGCGGAAAAAUGGGCGCGGAGUUUGCAUUACUCUGGUACCGAGCUCAGAAAGCUGGUACCAUCAAGAGUAAUCUAAAAGGAAUCGCACUUGGAGACUCUUGGAUCUCUCCAAUCGACACUGUAACGACAUGGGCACCAUUUUUGCUCAAUACUGGUAUGAUAGACACAGAAGGUUCUAAAGAAAUUGAAGCUGCAGUACAAAAAGUGAAGGACUGUAGUGAGCUUGGCGAUUGGUUAAGUGCAACUCAACAGUGGGCUAUUACACAAAUGGUCAUUUUACGGAGGACUUACAAUAUUGACUUUUACAAUAUUCUUACAAAGAAAUUUCCGUCAGGAGAUUUGCUUCGAACACCGUUCUUACUUAGUAAUAACAUAUCUGCCAUCAUGUUUCUAUAUCUAAAUCUCAAUGAGAGAGAGUCUUCUAUCUCACUCGAAAAUUUGAUGAACGGUCCAGUAAAGGAAACGCUCGGUAUUGAAUCUAUUCAUGGUAGUCAAUCCUCUGACGUUUUUUGGUACUUACGAGAAGAUUUUAUGAAACCUGUUACUCACAUAGUGGAAGCGUUACUUAAUGAAACCGACUUGAACGUAUUUGUGUACAAUGGACACUUGGAUUUAAUUGUCGAUACACCAGGCACUCUUCAGUGGGUCGAAAAGCUGAAAUGGAAACACGCCGGCACCUGGAAAAACUCAAAUAGGUAUCCGCUCAUCGUUGAAUCCAUCGUCGAGGGCUAUUUCAAGGCUCAAGGAAACUUCAGGAUGUAUUGGGUCAACAGAGCCGGACAUAUGGUACCGAGGGACAAUCCGGCAGCCCAGGAGAAAAUAUUACAAGAUUUGACGAAGAAUGCAUACAUAGGAAGAAAAGAGAAACCUGAUUUGACGAUUUCAUUUUGUACUUAA